Arabidopsis thaliana (thale cress) is the source of this 1094-nucleotide messenger RNA. RefSeq lists its product as uncharacterized. The transcript has 2 exons. The record is from RefSeq and is marked reviewed. Lineage: Eukaryota; Viridiplantae; Streptophyta; Magnoliopsida; Brassicales; Brassicaceae. Bases 77 to 520 code for a protein of 147 amino acids.
ACCAUCAACAUCCUAAAAACGUAAUUUCUAUAGAGUUUUUGGAACACACCUAUCAAAACCAAAAAUACUUAUCAAAAUGUAUAGAUCCGCGAGCUGGAACCGAGUGCCAGAAGACUACUCAUCCGCACCGCCUAAGGGAUUGUGGAUGGGCUCGGUGAUCGGUCCCCUCGACGAGAACGAACUACCUUCCUACAAUAAUCCACCAGAGGAGAUGGUUAAGAAGGAGAAGUCACGUGCCAAAUUCGCAGAAAACGCCAUUCACAUCAUACCAUUUGUUCUCCUUGCAUGCGCUCUCGUACUUUGGCUCUUCUCAAAUCCAGAUGUGGAUGUUGGGAUGAGAGAAGAAUCUAUUGCGGCUAAGAUUGAAGGAUUGACGAUCGAAGGAGACAUCGACAAUGAUAGCGAUGGAACUCAGACCGGUUUCUUGGGUGCCACCUUAGAACUCGGAGAUCCUGACAAACCAAACCUCACUGAUAGAACCAGACGAGCUUCUAGGAAAUUGAUCAAAGGAUUUUACUAGUUAAUCAACACCAUUUUUUUAAUUUUCUCCCAAUGAAUGUUGAUUUUACUCAAUAAACUUCACCAAAACUAAGAUUUUUUUUGUUUUGUUUUUGGUUGAUAAAGAAGCAGCUAAAUAUAAAUCCAAAUAUAUCUAUAUUCUUAUUUAAUCUAAUCUGGGAAGAAAUAAAAAUGAUACAUAAUCCGAUUGGCAAAACUUUUGAAUAUGGAGCUAUAUAUUCAAAUAAAACUCAACACCAAAAAAAAGAAGCAAUAUACCUAUAUCAUGCUUAAAUAAACACACAAAAAAUGAGAUUUCAUUUCACAUGAAUAACGCCAUGACCAGUCAAGUCAGAAGCUCCAGUAGCUUGUGGAGGCAAACCGAUAUGAAGAUCCAAACCGUCUUUAUUUGUCAUAUUAGAAGCUUCACUCGGUUGAGACAGAGGCAAACCAAUCGGUAUAUGUCUUGGAACAGGUAUACCAGAAGGAUGAACAAACCUAACCGGUACUUGAGGGUUGGCAUAGUACAUUGGAUAAUUUGGAUGGUACAUAAUAGGUGGAAAGUUGUAGUAAGGUGGUAUGGGUUGGUAGAUUGG